Parasteatoda tepidariorum (common house spider) is the source of this 13847-nucleotide messenger RNA. Its product is annotated as CCR4-NOT transcription complex subunit 3. NCBI's taxonomy places the organism in Eukaryota, Metazoa, Arthropoda, Arachnida, Araneae, Theridiidae. The record is from RefSeq and is a predicted model, not a curated record. Gene Ontology annotation, cellular component: nucleus; CCR4-NOT core complex. Gene Ontology annotation, biological process: regulation of DNA-templated transcription.
UUGGUUGUCCAGCAACCAAAACAAUGAAUGAAAACAGUUGGGACGUUUUACAUAUGUAUACAUCCGAGUUUAAAAAAAAACUACUUAAAGAACGUUUUAAACAUAUGUAAAGCUUGAAAUAUUCUGAUCUAAAAUUACUAUAUAUGUACUUCUGAAGAACUGUGAGAGAAAUUCAUUGCUGAUUUUAGCUCAAAACAAGGAUUUAGCUUUGCGCAUUAAUACAAAAAACAGUCCAAUCUAAGAGGUAGCCAUUUUGGUUGCGAACUAAUUUAUAACGAAACUAAACUUAUUCAGGGUUAUUUAAUUUUAUCACUCUGAAGAACGUGCUUUUGUCUAAUUACUAUGUUACAGACGCUUUUACAUGCCUGUACAUAGCUAUGGCUGAUCGGAGAAAACAACAAGUUAGUGGACCCAAGCUUCAUAAAAUUUCUGAAAUCGACCGGUGUCUGAAGAAAGUCAGUGAAGGCGUUGAAACAUUUGAAGACAUCUGGCAAAAGGUAAAAGUUCAUAAUGCUACUAAUACGAACCAGAAAGAAAAGUAUGAAGCAGAUCUCAAAAAAGAAAUUAAGAAACUACAGAGGCUACGAGAUCAGAUUAAAACAUGGAUGGCAUCCAGUGAAAUUAAAGAUAAAAGGAUACUGUUGGAAAAUAGGAAACUCAUUGAAACGCAAAUGGAGAGAUUUAAGGUAGUAGAACGAGAAACAAAAACAAAAGCUUAUUCUAAAGAAGGUCUUGGUGCUGCGCAAAAAUUAGAUCCUGCACAAAAAGAAAAAGAUGAAAUUACUAAUUGGUUAGCGGCAUCGAUUGAAAGUCUUAAUAUUCAAUUGGAUCAAUUUGAAAGUGAAGUUGAGUCUUUAAGUAUAGUUAUAAAAAAGAAAAAAAUUGAUAAAGAUAAGCUUGACAGGACGGAAGAACUAAAAGGCUGGAUAGAAAAACAUAGAUAUCACAUUAAGCAAUUAGAAACCUUAAUGCGAAUGCUAGAUAAUAGUACUGUUGAUGUUGACCAAAUUAAGAAAAUAAAAGAGGACGUAGAAUAUUAUAUUGAAAGCUGUCAAGAUCCAGAUUUUGAAGAAAAUGAGUUUAUUUAUGAAGACCUUGAAUUAGAAGAUAUGCAAGAAUUCUUAUCAAAAGCAAGACUUUGUAGUGAUGAUGAAUGUUCUCAGCGGUCUAAUUCUCCCACUUCUACGAACUCCAUUUCUCCUUCUCCUAGUCCUUGCUUAUUAACAAAUCAUUCCAAGUCAAAUAGUGAAGAAAAUUCAGUUACACCAGUCAAACCAAUUGCAAUUAGGGCACAAUCAUCUGGAUCUUUAUUAACAACAGUACAAAAUAAUAAAGGAGCUCUUCCAUGUGUUUCAAGAAAUAACAGUAAUUCAUCUGAGAGCAGUGUCUGUAGCUCGCCACCUUUAAAUCAUCACCACAAUAGCCAUUUUGUUUUGUCCCCUGCUCCACCUACUACACCAUAUGCAAUUGCUGCAGCUGGUAACACGUCAUCUUCUAAAGCUCACAAUUCUACUUCUGAAACCAAUAGCAAUUGCACUAACAGCAGCAUCAACAGUAGUGCGCCCACGACGAACUGUGUAGAUACUCCUACAAGUAGUAGUUCUGAAAUUAUUUUAAACCAUUCUGACAUUACAACGUCUGCUCCUACCACAGUGUUUACCACAGCUAUUCUAGAUCAAAUAUCUGGAACUAAUUUUACUCAACAACAUUCUCAAUCACAACAGCAGCAACUACAGAAUUUCUCCUCAAGUUCCAUUUCAUUAAAUACUAGCGUCCAUUACUCCACAACCCCAUCUGCAUGUGUGGACAGUGUGAUAAAGCCGCCUUCCUCAAUAGCUGCUACGUCAUCUGCCAUUACAUGUUCCUCCACUGCCACAAAUGCAUUAUAUAGUGCAGCUGCCGCCACUGGUUCUUCUGCAACACGCAAUGGCAGUUCGACGCAGCCACUAAGCAGUCCUCCUAGUUCAGCGUGCAAUGUGAUAGGAAGUGUAGUUACGCAGUCAACUAUAAACUGUUUGCUAAUGAACGGGCCUGUAUCUCCUAAAGUGUCGAGUCAGAUUUACAACUUACCAUCUCUGUCUGGAGUGAAUGAAGAUUCUAUGUCCUCUUUAAAGUCAAUGGCAGAGCAAGCUGUAUUAAAUGCAGGUUUAGAAACUCAUCUUCCUACACCGUCAUCUCCAUCUUCUGUUGAAAAAGAAGCCCAUAUUCCACCUCUAUUAGGAGUUGCUCCCCUAGGUCCUGUAGCCCUUAAUAAAGAAUGUUAUCAACAUCUUAAAAUUUUAGAAGGUGUUCAAAGGCAUAUGCCUCAUCCAUCUGACUCCGAAAGACUCAGGCAGUACCUUCCUAGAAAUCCCUGUCCUACACCAGCAUAUUAUCCACAAAGUUAUCCUCAACAUGAUCAUGCAGAGUUCUUCCAAAGGCUUUCUGCAGAAAUUCUGUUUUUUAUUUUUUACUAUAUGGAGGGAACAAAAGCACAAUAUUUAGCUGCUAAAUCAUUAAAAAAGCAAUCUUGGAGGUUUCAUACAAAGUAUAUGAUGUGGUUCCAGAGGCAUGAGGAACCUAAAACAAUCACCGAUGAGUUUGAACAGGGAACUUAUAUUUAUUUUGACUAUGAGAAGUGGAGCCAAAGAAAAAAGGAAGGAUUCACCUUCGAAUACCGUUAUCUCGAAGACCGCGACUUGAACUAAUGGGUGAUUAAAUUUGCUCAUCUUGUGUUUCUUUCAUUGAACUUCACAGAUGCUGUUUGGUAACUGGACAAGCUCUCUCAGAAUGUUCAACACUCCAAUAUGAAAGUAGCCUGGCAGUUUUAUUAUUUAAAUUAUUAAACUCAUUUUUAUUAUAAAUCACACGACUGCCAUGCUUUGCUAUUUAGAGACUACAAUAUUUUUUAAAUUAUGUUCAUAAAUUUUAUUUGAAUAAAUAUAUAUAUAGAUAUAUAUAUCAUAUUUGAAUGGUUUUUUGUACUCUCUAAAACCUAAAUUUUGGCAGAUUAGGUCAUUAAAUCUGUGCUUUAUUCAUCUACAAAUGUAUUAUUACCUUUUUUUAUAGUAGAUAUUUUGAGCAACUAAACAUAAAUAACAUAUAAUUUUUUUUGUUUUGCUCUUACCCUAAAAUAGCAGCCUGCCCACAAUUUGGUCUUGCUUUCCACAUUGUUUAGUUUUUUUUAAUAAUAAAUAAUGCUCUUAAUUAAAUUUUUAAUAUGACGCAUGCAUUUAAAAAUUAUUUAUAUAAAGCAAUUUAAAUUAUCUUUCGCUAUAACUUAUAGUCGAACUAGAUACAAUGCCCAAUUAUAUUAUAAAUGCAAGUUAAGUCUUUUGGUUUGCCAUAUUAAUCAAGACAGGUUUAUAGAGUCAUUAAAUAUUGAGCUUCAGCAGGUCUUGUACAUUUUUUUUUUUAAAUAAAUGAAAUCAUUCUUUUUCUUUUAUAAUUUUUGUUCUUUGAAGGUCAUUGUGCUCUCUCAUUUAGAUUAUUGAACUUCUUUGAAAUACAAAGUAAAAUCUCUAUUUAAAUAUCCAGACUUUUUCCGAGAUGGUAAUUUGGAUCUUAAUUGCAGCUAUAUUUAUUUUCAUUAGUAGAACCAAUGGUCUUGUUUUGAAGCAUAAUAAUUUUAGGAUUUUUCUUUUGAUUACCUUUAUUUCAAAAUAGCUUUAGUUCUCCAAUAAUAUUUUUCUUAUGUGACAACCAAUGUUUAAGAAUUGUAUUUUCUGUUUAAAAUGCAUUGCCUAAAAUUUACUUUUAUUUGAGUAUUUUUUUAAAAUAUUCAUUUUUAUUUUUAUCGAUAUUUUUCAAUAGUAUCUUAUUAUUUUCCCUUAUAAAGAAAUUAUUGUUUAAGCUAAAGUGAAAUCGGUAAGUACAACAUUGGUCACAUUGUUGACAAAUUUUGCAACGCUACACUUAGGAAUUCACAAUAUGCAAAGAUGUCGAAUCUCAAUUAAUUGUUAUAAUUUUUCCAACUUAUUCAUUUCCUGCAUAUUUUGUGAAUUAUAAUUAUUAAUUAAUGUAAUUAGUAUUUUUUUAAUAUUGUUAUUGACAUUAAAAGACCACCAUACUUUGGCUGUUGUUAGUUUUAAAUAAUUUCAAACAACCAAAUUAUUAAGCAUUUUUAACUACAAUAUUUUGGUUUUUAAUUUUAUUAGUUCCUUUGUUUGCAAAUUUGCUGUUAUUCAAAAAUAUUAAAAUUUGUGCAAUUGGUAAAUAAUAAAAAUCAUUUAAAACUAUUAGCAAACAUAAUUUACUCAUGUAGGUUGUUCUUUGAAGGCUUUGUAAUCAUAUGAAUAAGUUCUUUUUAGUAUAAAUCUUAUUUUAACUGUUCUAAGUUAGAAACCAUUAAUCAUGACUAUAAGUUUAAAUUUUAUCCAUCAUUAUGGAUAAAAUUUAUGGUGCAAAAUAUCCUGAUGAAGAAAAGCAUCAGUUUUUGGAAUAAGAAAGGGCUUUGUAAUUUUUUUAUAUUUUCAAUGUUAUUUUUUAGACUUUAUGAAAUAUACAAAAAAAGUUACAUUAAUUGUUAUGAUUUUCAUCAACAUAAAAAAUAAUGAAUGAAUUUUUUUUAAAGAAGUUUAUUUUUUUUAAAAGAAAUAAGUUAUUUGUGUCUCCAGAUUCUUUUCUUGUUUGUAGCCUUCAAACUAUUUUUUUUUUCUUUCCAAAUUUUCUUUGGCAAAAAAAGCUUUGAUGAACACCCUUUAUUGCUUAUGAUAAGUCUUGUCUAUCCAUAAACAUUUGUAGCUUAUGAAUAAGAUAAGGGGCCAAAGUUCUGAAUUUGAUACGGAGGAGUGACCAAAUCUGUUGGGUGAUAUGAAGUUAGCUCAUUUUGUGUUUUCUCCAUUCAUGUUGAUGAGUGUGUCAGUGACUGCUUUCUCUGAGUGUUUAACACUCUAGCCUAAAGAUUGCCUGACAGCGCGAUUGUUGUCAACAUACUGGUCUUUCAACUGCCUUUUGUGUCCUCAUUGCCAGUCACAACAAAUCACAACUGCCAGGCUGUCUAAUUUGUUUUUGUUGUUUUAACUAUGAACUGUUUAAAAAAUGCAUACUCGAGUUGAAGACUAUAGUAGAUGAACAUCCAUUUAGUUCUCUUUCCCAAGGUGCAUAGGUUUUUUAUGUACAAGCAACAAGUAUUUAUUGUUUCAAAUUUAUUUUUAUUGUAUAUACAAUUAUUCUAAAUAUAUUUACUAUUUAUAUAAAUACUUUAUAUUUACAUAAUAAUUUAAUUCAGAUUACAUACACAUCCGGUGUUUUGCAUUAUUUAUAAAAAGAAAAAUUGCUGCUUCUUGAAAAAAUAAUUAUUUUAGGUAUAACUUCUUUUGCUUUUAAGAAAGUCACAGUGGGUGCUAUUGCACUUUCUGUGCUCAUUUUAACGUGCCCAAUGCAACAUUUUAACGUGCAACUGCUUUUAACACGACAACAAAAUUUCUAUCUUCAAUAAAUAAAAUAAAAUUUUGUUUAAAAGUGUUAAUUCUGGCUAUAAGUUUACCUUAAAAAAUGGUGCCUUGUCUGACCAUUAUACUUUUAUUCUAUAUCCUACUCUUAGAUUAAAAAACAUUGGGGACUUCUGGUCCAAAUUUUCAAAAAUUUAACCCCAAAACCAGUCUUGAAGAUUCAGCAGUGUAAAACUAAACCAGCCCUGCUAUUUUGUACAAAAUUCUAGGGAAAAGUUUAAAUUAUUUAUGAAUUUUAUUGUAUUUUCUUUUAAACUAUGGAUUUUGAAUACAAAAUUUAUGUAUUUUAUUUAUUAGUUUUUUUUUUUAAAAAAAAAUUCUCUUUUGGGAGGAGCAUAAAAAUUGCAUAAUUUUUUUAUGUCAUAAACAGAAUCUUGUUGCUUGAACAUAUUAAAUUUAAAUCUUAGCAUCGAAAAAUAUUGCCAUUGAGUCUCCCUGGUUGAUGAACUGUAGCAUAAGUGUCAGGGAUUUUAUUGUUUCAAUAUAUAGUUUGUACAAAUAUCGAUUGUACAGCAUGCCACUUGAGAAUUGAAGUGUAUGACAGGGGCAGAUAAAAGGUUAAAAAAUAUAUAUAAAGAAAUAUUGAUACACUCUGCCUUGUGUAAGUUAAAAUAUUUGUAUUAUUUUGUAAUUAUUAGCAAUCAGAAUGGUGAUAAAAUGUUUUUUUGCCUUUUCAUUCAGCUGUAUAUAUGUAUGGCCACAAUUUGAUUGUGAUUACUCAUUGUACAUAACUUUCUGAGAGAAUUAUAGAUAUAUAUGAAUCUUAGUUACAUUGAUCAUCUUGUUUUAAUAAUAUCGUCAUUUGCUUUGUUUGUUCUUAAAUCUCAGUUGUGGCAUGUUUACUUACAUCUUACUUUUCUCCUCUGCUGGGCAGGGUUUUAAAGUAGAUGAAAUUGUAAGCCUAUGUUUUUAUUUCAUUCUAAAAAUUAUCCGAUUGUUUUUUUUAAAAGACUUAUUUAUUGUAUUCAGUCCACUUGAUUACAACAUAAAAUUUUUAAAAACUCAUCUGUGGAAAAGUUUGAUUACAGUAGAAUCCCGAUUAUCCGAUAUUCUUUGGAAUAUGUAGGAAAUCAACAGAUAAUCAAAGAACUUUCGUAAGUCAAUUUUUUUUACGUGUAAACUUUAAACUAUAGGUAAAAUCACUCAAAGUAAGUAGUGAUUAUAAUCAGGGACUUAUAAAUCCCAGGUGCAAGUUCGCCCAAAUGACUAGAAAAUUCUCUUGGCAACUAACUUUUUCAAAAUAUUAUUCUAUAACUUAAUUUUUUAUUUUAAGCUUUUUCUUUUUCGAUUUAAAGUUUGUAUUAAAUCAAAGAAUAUUAAUUUACCUACUGCUUUAGUGUUAAUUUCCUAGUUUGUUUUAUUGUUAUAUCAGAAUUAUGCUUUAAAAGAUUUAUUUUCUUAAAAUUUUGCAGAAUUUGAUAUCUUAAUUGAAUAUUUAACUUUUUUAUGCCAAAAAAAAAAAUCCAACCUUUGUUCUAUGUCACUAAAAAAAAUAGUCAAAUUUGUGUAUGAGAAAUUAGUUUUUUAUUUUUAUUUCGCAGCUAGUGCAAUGAAAUCACUGUAAAUCUAGAAGUUGACUUAACAAUUUUUUUUAUUUCUAUUAUAAUGAUACAAUGUUAGAAAAAAAUGGUCAAUGCAAUUAUUUUUUAAUAGUUGUUUUUCUAAAGCUGAAUUUUGGAUUUGUUUUUAUAGUAGUUGGGUUGCGUCAUUUUUAAUUUUAAUAAAAUGUUUGUCAAAAUGCAUUUAACAUGUGUUAGAUAACUGAAGUGCUAUACGAUCAAGUGUCGGAUGGUUGGGUUCUACUGUAUUUUGAAAGACUGAUAUAUUUAUUUUAUUUUCACUAGUUUCUACCCAUUGGUAUUGUGUUAUAAAUAUUGUACUCUGUGAUAUAGGCAAAACAUACCAUGCCAAUGAGAGAAAUUAUGAAAAAAGGUCACCGGUACAUUUGUAAUAUAUAUAUUUGCUCUUGAAAUAUUGUACAUUAAAUGUAUGAGAACUUUUAUUCUUUAUUCAUGUUAUGUAAUUUUAACUAUAGUUGUAUAGAAAAUAUGCUAUUUUAAGUUAUUGAUUUAUUUUGUCUGUUAUUUUAUGCAUAUCAUACUUCUUAUAAAGGGGAAAAAUAUUUUAUUCUGAUCUCACUAUGACUUAAACUAUUUAUCCCAUUUUAACUAUUUCUUCUGUUUAAUGCAUAUCAUUUGUGAAAUGAUUCUAUCUUAACUUAAUUUCUUUCAUGUUUAACAUGCUCGUAAUAUUUUUCUAGUCGACGAUACUUAUUCCUUAUGAAUUUAUUGGAAUUAUAAGUAAUGACUGUUUUAAAUCCAAGAUAAUUCAAAGCAAACUUUAACUUACAUUUUAAUUUGCAUAAAUAUUCUAUAGAUAUCAGAUGUUUAACAUAAAUUUUAUAUUAAAUCUAUUUCCAAGUAAAAAAAAAACAUUUAACUGACUAAUAUUAUGUAAUAUUGAAUUAUACUUUAUAUUGAAUCAUACUUGUGUUUUUUGAACAUUUGUUUAUUUUAACUUAUUUAAGUACCAGCUAUCCAUUAAGGUUUCAAUGACUUCAAUUUUACACCAAGUUUAAGUAAUUAUUAAGAAGUUUAAGUAAUGUCUUUAAAAAAAAUUUUUUUGUCUAAAUUAAUAAAAUUAUUUAUAAAUUUUAUGUAAUUUAUCUAGAUUAGAUUAUGAGGUAAAUUUAUAUUGUAAUUUUUUGAAUUUUUGUUAUAUUUUAAAUUUUGCUUAAAAUUUUAUAUCUGUCAAAGUAGCUGAAAUUUGGAUUUUGUUCUCAAUCUUCUGCACAAAAAUAUAAAUGGGCAUAUGUGAUAUUGAUGAGUAUUAAGUCAUGUUCAUUGAGAAUAUAUAUCAAAGUACAUUUGGCCCAUUUCAUUUUAUCAUUAGUGUUCAAUACCAAAUCUUUAUAGCAGAUGUUUGGCUUUUAAUGUAUAACUUUAAAACCUUUUGUUUUUUAACCUUUUUUUGAAGACAAACUUGCCUUCACAGAAGGAAUUUUCAGUAGAACUGAAACUUAUUUGUGUAUAUAAAGUAACCUCUAUUUAUCCAGUUCAAAAAGACCGAAUCCUAUGUUCUGUGCUUUCUUUUUUAUGUGAGGAAGGAUCAGUAGUAUUGUACUAUUAAAAUAGUAUGUAAUAAUUGGAAUUUAAAGCUCGGUUAUCCCUGCCAAAAAAAAGUGACAGCUCUUUACCCUAAGUCAUUUAUAUUGUUUGGAAUAUACAGAAAAAAACAAAUCCAGGUGUUAGAUACUUUGACAAAUCAAAAAUGGUUUUAGUGAUUUUUAUUUUCCCCGAAAAAUUAGAAAAAAAAUUCUCUUAAAAGUUAAAAUGAGCUUGUAAUAACCCAGUGGACAUUUUGCAAAAUUUAACAACUUUAAAGUAAUAUUUGUUUUAUGCUUGAGUAAUUAGAAUUGGUGAAGAUUCUUGUCACUAAGAUACAAUUUAUUUCUGAUUCAAUGAGAAAAAAUUGAUAUGAAUUUUUGUUAAAAGAAUUGAAUUUUAUGUACUUAGUUCUAAAUUACAUUAAAUAUGUUAAAAUUUUGAACACUUAUUAUUUUUAUUUAAAUUUUUCAAUUCUACCUUAAGCUUACUGACCAAAUCUGAGUUUUUUAAUGCAAAAAUUAAAAAAAAAAUAAUAAUAAAAAUUAGUUUUUAGUUCAUUUUUCUAAAACUUUCUAUCUUUGAUCUUCAUUUUUUUUAGCUAGUUCGCAAAAUUGAUGAUUUAAUAAAUAUUACCUGCUUGAAAAAUGCAAUAUAAUAGAGCAAAGGUUUCGCUUCUUUACUAACCAAGUAGAAAUAAAAUCAAGAAAUAUAUUUCUAAAAGAUUGUUUUAAGAUCUUUUGAAUCCAUUAAUUUUCGAGUUAUAAUUUUCAAUAAAAUUUUGUAUGCUAACCUUGUUGUGAAACCUACUGUAGAAAUUACCUUAAAAAAACUGCAUUUAUUAUGCAGAGUUUCAGUUUUUUAUGGUAAUUUCUACUAAUUUAUAAUUUGGUUAUGGUUUUAUUUAAAAAAGUCAAAUAAUUUGGAUCAUUUUGUGAAAUAUUAAAGUAAAAAAUAAUUACAAAUUUCUUAAUAUUUAUUUUUAAAUAGAUAAACAUUUUUUUAAAUUUAAAAUUGACAUUAGCCUUACAUCUUAAAGUAAUAACUUGAAAAUUUGUUUAUUUCUAUAUGACAAUGAAAACUCACUGCAGUUAGAAUCACCAAGACUGUAACAAAAGCAGUGAAAUUUUUUUUGUUUAACCUUGGAUCUUAAGGCUAAUGCAGUCUGUAAUAACAGUAUAUUUGAAUUUAAAAAUGUUUACAGAUUACAUGAAGAAAUUAUUGCUAUUCAAUUAAAAAUAUUCCUACAAGGUUAGUUACAACACAUUCAGGUUGUGAAACUAAUUAAUAGUUUUAAUAGUAUAUUCCAUACUUCACUUUAUUUGUAUUUUAGUAAAUUUGCAUAAUGUUAUAUUUACCCUUGCAUUUUUUUUUUUCAAGAAAAUAUAUUUGAUAUCAAUUGUUAAUCUUGUAACAUAAAACACGGUGCUGAAUUUAACCACUUACAGUAUAUACCUUCAUAUACUAACACCAAUGGGUUGAAAUUAACUUGUAUAUCAGUUUAAUUUAACACAUUAUUUUACAUCGAGUUGAGAUAUCUUAGUGGGCGUGUGGUUUGUAACCAAAAACUGUGUGCAUUUACUCUCAGUGAGAAGUAUAUGAAAACGGUUGAAAAUACUAUUUCUCCGUUUGCCUAAAACGAGCUCAAUCACUCUUUGUUUCUGUUAUACAAAGAUAAAAUAUUUUUGUAUAACUCAUUCGAAAUAUGCUUGUAAAUAAUACUCAUUUGUGGUCUAGUACUGACAGAGAUCUGUACAAUACUGGAUUACACUUUAUUUCAGAGUUCAAUAUCCCAGUGAAUUCCUAUAAAAUUAUGUAUAUAAGAAUAAAUUCUAUAUAUCAGACUGUUGCAAUGUGGGAGCUUCCCUUUUAAAUUACUUUUCUAUUCUACAUAUUUAACUUUUAUCGGUUUCAAAUAAUAUGAGUUUUGAACCAUUUCUUUAUUUUUUAUUCAUUGCGUUGCCACUUAUGCUUAUAAAACAAUAUAUAUUAAAACUACAUCUUUAUGUAUUCUUUCAACUGGAAAGAUUUUCAGAACAAUUUUCAGAAACAAUUGCACAUGUUAUCACAUACACUUUAAAGUAUCUUUUUUCUUUUAGUGAAUAGUUAAUAAUUCUUCCAAUAUUAUAAGGAGUUAACUUAUAUGUCUGAUACUUAAAUUAUCAGGAAGAAUGCGAAAUAGGCAUUUUUACCUACGUGAUAAACUAAACGAAAUGUAAAACUUUGACUUGAUAACACUAAUUAGGCGAGUUCUGUGACAUGGAGUCAGUGACAUAUGCUUAACCUAGAGCUUCAGUCACAUGCUUAACAUAGAGCUUAGAGCAGUGGGAAUUGAUUAACCCACUGACGGUUCUCCAUGUAAAUGUCGUAUUUUAACCUGCAGUCUUCUCCGCAUAGCAUAACCGGUUUUUCCACGUUAUUAGAUAGGGAUAGUGUAUUGGGGAGAAACAUUCUCUCAAUUUUACCCAUUUGUUAAACCGCCAGUGGGUUAAACUUUUAAAACAUUUGACUUCUGACUUUUCGAAAAAUCCAGAUCAUAGUUUUUACAUGACAUAGUUCUUUAUUUAAUAAUAAGUAAUUUAUCAAUAUUUCAAAUAAUUGGGUAAGAAAACAAAAGUAUGAUAGAAUAGAUUAUAAUGUUAACUAAUAAUUUUCAAUUCAUUAUAUUAGGAAACUUUCUUACUGGAUUUGGUUUGACCUCUCUGCCUAAAUUACCCCUUUCAGAUUCUCAAUUUCCCAAUAGAUGUAGAUACUUUUUUAUAAAUUUUUAUUUCAAUAAAAAAAAAGCACAGCUUGAAAAUGUUUUCCACUGCAAGUUAGUUAUUAAAAAUUUUAUUCAACACUUUUUUGUGAAAAAAGAAACAGAGGGAAUAUAUCAUAUAUCCAUUCUCCAGUCUAAGAUAAAAACUGAUUAAAUUUAAGUGCUGCAACGGUUUUAACCUUUUUCAAUUAAGAGUGCUUUCCAUUUGCUUCAUGUUGCAGAACUUGACCAUUGUUUUAUUUAGAAGGAGGAAAUAAAAUUGUUCUGAAUAAAAUCUUUUCAUUUUGAAAGAUAAACUGUAAUUAUUUUGGAAAAUAUUUUUAAAAGUAAUGACUAUGCAAUUAAGUAAAAAGAUAAAAGGCACACCAUAUCUAAUUAAACUGCUUAUUUAAAAUGUGUGUAUACAAUUGAAUGAGGUUUCUGUUGUAAAUUUUACCAAACCUUGUAAAAAGGAAUUUUACUUGAAGAUUUUAAGAUUAAAAAAUUUUAUUGUAAAGAUGUACAUUUUCAAAGCUCCACUAUUGCUUUUAAAUUUUUUUUAAUGGGAUUCAUGUUACUAUUAAUGAGAUGUAUUUGGCUAUUAUGUAUUAUUAUUUAUUUUACAUUUUAAUAAACAAAUUAGUUCGUUUGUUAAAUUUUUUAUGGUUUUAUAAAAUUGUUAAUAAUUGCCAAAUAUGUAUUCAAAUUCAUAAGCAAUUAGUUUGGCAAAUUAAUUUUACUUAAUAUAUCAUCUUUUUUCUUAAAAAUAGCCAUUCAGUAAUGACAAAUAAUAGGUUAAUAUUAUGUUUGGUAUUAUGCAAAAUAACAAACUAAAGUGAUAAAUUUAUGGUCAUUUAACUAAACAUAAUAGCCAAGUCUUUUGGUUAGCUUGUUUAACCAGUUAUUGAGUAUGUUAGCCAUUUUAAUCACAUUAACAGUAGCACAUCUCUAUAUAUUUUAUGAAUUAACUGUUCAUAAAACUAUUAUUCUUGAAUGUUCAUUUAGUUUAUUAAGAUUGAUAUUAAUUGACAAUAGUUUAUAAUUUUUUUAAAAUUAAAUUGAAAAAUUUAGAGAACAUGCUUAUGAGACAUUUUAGUAAAUUUGAGAAAAUCUGAUUUAAUAAAGGUAUAAAAACACCAAGAAUCACUUAAAUGUCAUUUAGCAUACUCUCCCACUUCAAUCAAUCUAUUGACUUUGUUUAACAAAUUAAUUUCUUUAUAAAUUUAGUCUACUUAUAUAAUGUAGCUUAUUUGUUGUUGUAAAUGAACAUGUUACGCAAUAACUGUGUUAAAUGAAUGUAACAAAAAUUGGGUUCCACAUUGCAAUGUGCAUAUACAGUAGGGAACCGAUUAUCCGGAACGAUCGGGACCAUCGCUAUUCCGGAUAACUGAUUUUUCCGGUUUUCUGAAUCGCUACAAAAAGCCGUUUUUUUAUUGUUAAACCCAACUAAAAAAAUAUAUAUAUUUGGAAAUAAUCUUAAAAAGAAGAAAAAACGAUGAAGUAAUACACUAAUAAUUAUUUCCAAAAUGAUGGUAAGGUAAACAUCUUUAAAAAAAGAAAGAAAAAUCCUAAAAUCUUAUGAGGAAAAAAAAAAAAAAUUUUAUUAAUGGUGGGAAAAUUUAUCGAAUUUCGUUCGGGUGUUUUGGUUUUCUGAUUUCCGGAUAACGGGUUCUGUACUGUAUUUUGUUUUGCAUUACCUACAUUUGCUUGAUUAGCAAUAUACAGAAUGCUCAUAAAAAUAGAGGGUGUUUAAAAGUUCAUUACUUGAAUAUUUUUGCUUUUCUUCUUAUUCAUAUGUUGCGAGUUUGUUUUAAAAGUCAGUGUGAAUCUUUUUCUUUUUUGAGACAGGUAGGUGCCUAUUUUGGGCAUAAAAAAAUAUUUCAAGAAAAAUAAAGUUUUUGUUUACCUUUUCCAUUAUAUAAUAACUAAAUCAAAAAUAUUUUUUUCUUCAUACAUAGUUACUUUUUAUUUUACAUUUAGUAUAAAUAAAAAUAUUGAAAUCAUGAAUCUAUCCCACUUUUUUUGUUUUUAUACUAUAUUAUAGGAAAUUAUAAAUUGAAUAAUGCAACAUUUUUGUUCAAAAUACUGCACUAAAUGCUAAAAUUUAUUUUUAAGUUAAGAAAGGCUUUAAAGAAAAAUUCUAAAUACACCACUGUGUAAAAUUAUCAGUUAAUAAAUGGGUUUAAGUUUAGCUUCUAUCUUUUAGUAAUGUGUCUUUAACACCUCACAUUAUUAUAAAGCAAACUGUACUUUAUUUAAUAUCUUAAAAACAACAAUUAAAUGUUUUGUUUUUAAGUGGACUUUGAUGCAAAACAAAUAUUGUCAUAAAUUUUUUUUUAUUAAUUUAUCUGUGUGUGUGUGUUUUUGUUAUAUUUUAAGAAAAAAAAAAGUUCAUACUGUAUAACUGACUCCAUUGUUUGUCUCACUACGCUAAUACUUAACCAACACGUUUUAUGUUGUUGGUACAUAUAAAUGCCUUUUGAGACAUUGUAAAUAAAAGGAGUUAGUAUACUCUUAUGAACUACAAAACAUAUGCUGAAUAAAAGGUAAAAUAAACUCUUCUGAAUGCUG